CCUCCCUCCAUCCUCUCUUUUUCCGUAUCAUUCUUGUAAAAAAAAACACUUCUGAUUAUUUUUUUUCUUUCUUCUUUCCAAUUGUCCAUCAUUCAUUCCUUUUUUUCCCUGUGCGUAUUUUUUUUUGUGGGUGUCUCUUUCUCGUUUUCUUUAUUUCUUUUAUAUUUUGGAUCUAACGCGGAUACAUACCUGUUAUAUCAAACCGUCUAUUAAUCGGCUCGGCAUUUUCCCCUUUGUUCAGGAGCUCGUUCGUUUCGAACAUACUCGCUUUAUUAAUAUAUAUAGAUCCGCGGCCUAUCUAUACAUAUUGAAAAAAUCCUCAUCUUGUCCAUUGCAUACUCAUUUCCAACUAUUACACUCAUCCGCACUCUCAUUGCCGCAUCAUAACAACAAUUUUUCAUCUCUUUUUUAUUUCCAAUUCACCAUGCCUGGAACCGAAACGCUUGAUUCUCCUACAUCAGAAAAGCGCCAUUUCUUUCGACACUAUCGUCACGCUAGGAGUAUGCCACGCUUUCACCAUCGAGAAGAUUCGGAAUCCUGUGCUGCCAGCUCGAAAGUAUGGUUGGAAACGGCUCUCGAAAAAGCCAAUACCGCGGUUCUUUUGGAUUCGGCUGGCCGGAUCGACAACGCAGUGACCGCUUACAACGAAGCCAUCGAUUUGUUGGAACGAGUGAUGGACAUGAACGAUCCGAAACAAGAUCAACGACGGUUAAAAAAGAUUGUAAAGUAUCCAUUUAUUUUCUUCAAACCUUGUUUCGUUUUUCUUUUUUCUUUUUCUUUACCCCAACUCCUGAUUUCUGGGAAAGAGUGGGGCGACGAGCGAUGAUUGGAUGACUUUUGUGAAGGGACCCACGGAUGGGGGGAGGGGAAAAAGAUUCCAGGGGAAAGAGAAAAAAAAAUCAAAAGUUAGGUUUCAUCCGUCAUUCGAAUCAGAAACCGACAGAAAACAGGGAGGAAGCCAAGUGACAUGGACAAAAAAAAAAACCAUCAAAAAAAGGAAAACAAAAAGGCUGGUCAAAAGGUUGAGGGAGAUGAUAUGGACAAGGAGCCAAGAAAGAAAGAAAGAAAAAAAAGAGGAGGAGAAAAAGAAGAAAGAUAAAAA
Radiomyces spectabilis is the source of this 1102-nucleotide messenger RNA. RefSeq lists its product as uncharacterized. The transcript has a single exon. Bases 425 to 826 code for a protein of 133 amino acids. The record is from RefSeq and is a predicted model, not a curated record. NCBI's taxonomy places the organism in Eukaryota, Fungi, Mucoromycota, Mucoromycetes, Mucorales, Radiomycetaceae.